ACGGCGGAUAUGACGUCAUAGUGUUUACGUUUACUCCGCUCAGUUGAGUCGCAAGUGGUCGUGAGCUAAAGAAAGCGGAUAUAUUAGAAUUUGUUUUUCACAUAUAUUGCCCGCACAGUUUGGGGCGUAACGUUAGUUGUAGUGUUUCAAUGGGCGGUCACGGCGUUUUGGGGAACGAGCCCGAAUCUAUUGACUACUCGGUGCACGAAGCCUGGAACGAGGCCACCAAUGUCUACCUGCUGGUUAUCCUGGUCAGCUUCGCCCUGCUGAUGUACGCCAGAAAAAACAAGAGGAAGAUCAUGCGGAUCUUCACUCUGCCUCCCAGCGUCGGCAGCAGCCCGGAGCCCAACUUCUACGACAGCCUGCAGAAGGUGCGCCUGCGGCAGCAGCUGGAGAUGUACUCUCUGGCCAGGAAGUUUGAGCAGCAGCAGGGCCAGACAGACAGCGUGCAGCUCUCCAUGGAAUGAGAGCGGGGGGGAGCUCUUCCCUUUCUGUCGGAGCGAACACGCCUGCGUCUCCGAGCCCUUUGUGUGUGGGUAGGAAAGGAUCCGGACGGCUGUCAUGAUCACGAAAAAAAUUAGACAGAAGAUGCUGCUCCCAUCCUAAUUGUUUCUGUUUGGCUCCUCGAAUGAGAAGCAUCUUUAUUCACCUUUUUGUGAAUAAUGUACUAAUAACGACCUUCUGUCUUCUUUUCCAUUUUAUUAUGCGAGGAGUAGGUACAGCUGGAUAGAGACGCAGCCGUGUGGCAUCCAGCAGGGACUCUAAUGGACUGAGAAGUGAUAAACCUGUAACUGCUGCAGAUGUCACUGAGAUAUACUUUAAAGUAUGGCGUGAGAUUGAAAGAAAAAUCCACCAUGAAGAUUUCUUUUGCGCACAGAACAAGAUCCUUCAAAUUUAACAUGGGUUCUAGUUGUUUUUUAUUUGUUUUUUUUCUUGUUUGUUCAGUUUUUUUUGUGUCAGCUGGGUAGUAAAAUCCACAUUUUCAAAUGUGAAAAUAAAAGCACAUAAACAAGCAGCUGAGUCAGCAAAUGUUUGGAUUAUCAGACCUGAGUUUAUUUCUUGUUAUAUAAAAUGUAUAUUGAUUGGACUGGGUUUUAUUUGUGACCAUGUGGCUCAACCAUAAAAAUAAAUGUUUUUUUUAUUAUAUAAACUUA
Messenger RNA from Sander lucioperca (pikeperch), 1154 nucleotides. RefSeq names its product small integral membrane protein 19 (gene smim19). Lineage: Eukaryota; Metazoa; Chordata; Actinopteri; Perciformes; Percidae. The record is from RefSeq and is a predicted model, not a curated record. The coding region runs from base 150 to 467 and encodes 105 amino acids. The transcript is spliced from 3 exons.